Molecule: messenger RNA, 807 nt
Organism: Sphenostylis stenocarpa
Lineage: Eukaryota; Viridiplantae; Streptophyta; Magnoliopsida; Fabales; Fabaceae
Source: the annotation of a GenBank genome assembly
AUGUCCAUUUGGACCACAAUGAAUGGAUGUAAGUGGGAGAAGGGUGGCAUUGGGAUCUGGGAAGAGGGGGAAGUUUUGGAGAAGCAUGAUGGAUCUGCUUUGACCUAUGAGGAGUGGGUUCAUGGAACUAAGAUGCUUGAUAAAGAGACAACAAAUGAAUCAGACCUUUAUGACGUGGAAUUGGGUAGGCUUCAGGUGCCAAAAUUAAUCAAGGAAUACAUUGAUGAAGUAACGACUCAAUUGAGAAUGGUUUGUGGUUCUGAUUCAGAGGAGCUAUCAUUGGAAGAAAAGCUUGCUUUCAUGCAUGAAACUAGGCAUGCAUUUGGGAGGAUAGCUCUGCUGUUAAGUGGGGGUGCGAUAAUUGCUGCUGGUUCAGUUGUGGGAUCCUUUAUCUGUGCCGUUGUUGCCACUAGGACUUGGCCUGAACUUCAGAGUUUUUUCGAAGAUUUCUGGUACUCAUCACAAUUUGUAUAUCACAUGGGUGGGAUUUUUACAGUUGUUAAGAGAGUCACAACAUUUGAUGCUGUUCAUGAGAUCAGACAGUUGCAAAUGAUGUUGAGGCAUCUGACAUGCAAACUUACAUUUCAAAAAUCUUAUGACAUGACAGGUAGAAUUCUUAGAAUUACAUGCAGUCACUGCAUCUUGUGCCUUUCUGGCCUUUUUGAGGCUCAGGAAUUGAUGGCAAAGGAUAGAAGUGAGGACAUUGUUCCUUACCUUCCUCCUUUUAACUUAGGCCAUGAAGAGGGCUCCACACCAGCGUGCAGUUGGACGGAUGAUAGCUUGGAGAUUGAUUUACCUAUGAUGUAG